Oikopleura dioica is the source of this 618-nucleotide messenger RNA. Lineage: Eukaryota; Metazoa; Chordata; Appendicularia; Copelata; Oikopleuridae. The record is from the annotation of a GenBank genome assembly.
AUGAGAAGAGUACAAACAAAAAGUAUCACAGCGGCGAGAGAAAAGAAAUUAAGGCGCCGCGCGAUUUGUCCUGCCGAGCUGACUCGAUAUGAAGACGAUAAGCAAGAAAGACUAGACAAAGUCGCGCUAGAAGAAGUCUUGAUUUUGCGAAAAGAAAUCAAGGAAAAGGCCGAGAUCUCGCCAAAACGAUUCGGCGAAAUUAGAGCGAAGAGGCAACUCGAUCACGACAAUCAAAUCGGAGCUGCCACUUUGAAAAUGAGUGUUGGAGAGGUCACGAGAGAGUUUACAGUCACUCCCACACAGGCUGUGCUGGUGAAUUUAUUCUCUGAGCCCGAUUCCCUGAAGUUGGAGAAGAUCGCAGAGCUGUCAGGUGUCUCCAGCGAAAUCUGCGAAAAGCGGCUUCAGUUCUGGGUCCACAAAGGAAUCGUCAUCAAAGAAGAAGAGGGCUACAGAUGCGUGAGGGACGACGAAGACGUGGUCGAAGCCCGUCCGGAGGAGCAAAUGGACACGGAAGACAACGAGCAGGAGAAAGCCAAGGCCGAGCAAGAGGCCAAAUUCCAGCUGCACAACCAGGCGCUGCUGUUCGAAGACGACGACUUUGAAGACCUCCUCGAGUAG